Messenger RNA from Metarhizium acridum CQMa 102, 591 nucleotides. The record is from RefSeq and is a predicted model, not a curated record. Lineage: Eukaryota; Fungi; Ascomycota; Sordariomycetes; Hypocreales; Clavicipitaceae.
AUGUCUGCCCCUGUUAUCCCCCCCGGUGGCACCAUCGUGCAGACCUUUAGGCGGUCGUUUGUCGAUGUCCCCCUCGACGCUGAUAAGGGCAAUGCAAUCGCUACCACCGAGUUUCUCGAUGCCGCCGAGUCGCUGACCACUAUGUUUGAUGUCAUGGGCUCUGUUGCCUUUUCCCCCGUAAAGUCCGACAUGCUCGGCAACGUCAAGAAACUGCGUGACCGCCAGCUUGCUGCCCCCGCCGAGUCUGAAAACAUCCAGGAUCUUUGCCGAAACGAGCUCAAGACUAAGAAGCAUACUGCCACCGAAGGUCUGCUCUGGCUUGUCCGCUCCAAUGUCGCCAAGCCCUCUGAGGAACUCGCUGAUUCCUUCCGCGGUGCCUAUGGUCAGACCCUGAAGCCUCACCACAGCUUCCUCGUCAAGCCUGUCUUCAGCGCUGCCAUGAGCGCCUGCCCCUACCGCAAGGACUUUUACGCCAAGCUUGGUGAGGAUCCCGACAAAGUUCAGGAUGAUCUUCGUGUUUACUUGGCUGCGUUGGAGAAGAUUGUUGGUAUUUUGAAGGGUUUCUUGGACAGCAAGGAGGCUAAGUGGUAG